AUGCAUAUUUUCCGCUCGUGGACACUCGUUAGCCUCUGCUUCAUGUUCUCAGCUUCGGCAACAUCUUCCAAACCAGCGACCGAGUUUAUACGAAAGCACCAGCAGAAUGUACUCUCCAGUCUUCCCUUCGACAAUGUACAAGAUUUUGACGAUGCGGCAAGAGGCUUGAUUGGCCAGCUGCGGCCGAACAAAAUCACUACAACAAACGGUAGCAUUGUUUGGGACGGUGGCAAUUACGAAUUUCUGAACAAUUCCAGUCCUGAUACUGCUAAUCCUAGCCUAUGGCGCCAGUCCAGACUGACUGGCAAGGAUGGACUUUUCGAAGUUGUGGAAGGUAUAUAUCAGGUCCGCGGUCUUGACCUGUCACACACAACCUUUGUUGAAGGUCCUCGAAGCAUCGUGGUCAUCGAUACACUUACGACUACGGAGACUGGCGCCGCCGCUUUAGAGUUGUACCGCAAAUAUCGUAGUGACAAACCCAUCAAAGCCAUCAUCUACACCCAUUCUCACGCUGAUCAUUUUGGCGGUGUAAGAGGGUUUGUCUCCCAGGAAAGCGUCGACUCUGGUGAGGUGGAAAUUAUUGCACCCUCGGGAUUUCUUGAGAGUGCCGCGUCAGAGAACAUCUACGCCGGCACCGCGAUGAGCCGGCGCAGCGCCUACAUGUUUGGCGCAGCGCUGCAGCGUGGGCCAACUGGGCAGAUCGGCGCCGGUCUUGGGCUGACCUUGCCGCUUGGGCCGGCGGGGCUGAUUGCGCCCACCACUCUCAUAAGUACGACUGGUUCGAAAAUGGAGGUGGAUGGCAUUCAAAUGACGUUCCAGAUGGCUCCCGGCACAGAAGCUCCCUCCGAGAUGCUCAUAUACCUGCCGCAGUUCAAAGCGCUGUGUGCGGCGGAGGAUGCGACUCACACCAUGCACAACAUACUGACGCUGCGCGGGUCUCUCGUGCGUAAUGCUCGCGACUGGGCGCAUUAUCUCACGGAGACGAUUGACUUGUUCGGCGACGGCCUCGAGGUUGUGUUUGCAAGCCAUCACUGGCCGACUUGGGAGCAAGAGCGCGUGGUGAAAUAUCUCACCUGCCAGCGGGACAUGUACGCGUACUUGGAUGCUCAGACAUUGCGCAUGAUCAACCAAGGAUUUACGGGAAGCGAGAUUGCCGAGAACUUUACAUUGCCGCCGGCGCUGGAGCAAGCCUGGAACACGCGAGGCUACUAUGGCUCCAUCAGCCACAACGUCAAAGCCAUAUACCAACGCUACAUGGGAUGGUUUGAUGGUGUGCCGGCAAACCUCUGGCAGCACACUCCCACCGAGAGAGCCCGUCGCUAUGUUGACGCGAUUGGCGGACUGGAACCUUUGGCGGAGAAGGCGAGGUCAGCUUUCGCGCAAGGUGACUAUCGUUGGGCGGCCGAGUUGUUCAACCACGCAGUCUUUGCCUACCCGAGGAAUCAGACCGUUCGUGACAUGCUUGCAGACACGUACGAGCAGCUGGGAUAUGGCUCCGAGAAUGGGCCCUGGCGAAAUUUCUACAUUUCAGGAGCGACGGAGCUUCGGAGCGGCAACUUUGGGACGCCAACUUCGUUCGCGUCGCCUGACAUCAUGUCGCAGCUCACUCCGGAAAUGGUGUUUGACUCGCUCUCGGUGCUCAUCAAGGGGCCGGAGGCCUGGGGAGAGGACAUUCAGAUCAAGGUUUCUCUGACGGACAAGUCCAAGGAUUAUUACGUGUGGCUUUCCAACGGAGCGCUCGUCUACAGUCAGAAAGCGCGCAAAACCAAGCCAGAUGUGACGAUUUGCUGCGAGGCAAAGGUGUUGCCCACGAUGGUAAUCUCGAUGCUCGACGUCGGAAAGAUGAAGGCGGCUGGAAUGAAGAUUGCAGGCAAUGGCGCGAAAUUAGAGCAGCUUGCCGGGGUUCUUGAAGCUGGUGAUGGCGACUUUAAUAUUGUCACACCGUAG
Molecule: messenger RNA, 1947 nt
Organism: Akanthomyces muscarius
Lineage: Eukaryota; Fungi; Ascomycota; Sordariomycetes; Hypocreales; Cordycipitaceae
Exons: 1
Coding region: 1-1947 (648 amino acids)
Biological process (GO): antibiotic catabolic process; dodecyl sulfate metabolic process
Molecular function (GO): linear primary-alkylsulfatase activity; protein dimerization activity; beta-lactamase activity
Source: RefSeq, a predicted model, not a curated record